GACCCCUCGGAUCUCUAACGUUAACAAUAAUUAGGCUCAUUCUGCCAAGUUCCAUGCUCAUUUGUGAGGCCUUUGAUAGUAUUUCUACUCCUUCUAUUGCUUGCUUUUCUAUGAAAGUAAGCUGAGUUUCUGUCUCCAACUUUCAACCAUAAAACCCUGGAUCUCUGUCGCCAAUAUUUCUCCUGUAAAGAAAGUAAUUGGCUGUAACGAACAUGAAGGUGUCUUUGCUUUUCAUAUGAUUGUAACGAAUGAGGUUGCCUCAUAAGAUCAUUGAGCUUUUCUUGAAUCACACGCAUUUCAGUUUUCUGCUGAUUGAAGUCAUGUUGAUGCCAAUCCAUCAACCUUUCUCCCGCACAUUUACCAAACACCCCUACUAAAUUGCUUUUGCACUUUUGAGCUCAAAAGUAGUCCCAAACUGGGCCAAAGUUGAAGAUUAGUAAAAACACGACCAAAGUCUAUUCUGGGUCUCUGCCUAUCAUAUCUCGAAGACAAAGGACACUCGGAAGACAUGGCUGGGGCGAAAGAAGAGAUAUUGAAAGCCCGUACGGACAACAGGGAGUACAGGAGGAUCGUCCUCCCUAACUUCCUUGAAGUCCUCCUCAUCAGCGAUCCUGAUACUGACAAGUGUGCUGCUUCCAUGGAUGUCAGUGUUGGUUCUUUCAGCGACCCUGAUGGCCUGGAGGGCCUUGCCCAUUUCCUUGAGCAUAUGCUGUUUUAUGCUAGUGAGAAGUACCCUUUGGAGGGUAGCUACUUGAAGUACAUCAGCGAGCAUGGAGGAACAGGAAAAGCUUUCACUGCUGCAGAACACACCAGCUAUCGUUUCGACAUUAAUCCCGAUGGUUUUGAAGAGGCUCUGGACAGGUUUGCUCAGUUCUUUAUUAAACCCUUGAUGUCAGCUGAUGCUACAGCGAGGAAAAUUAAAGCUGUUAAUUCAGCAAAUCUGAAAAAUCUGUUGUCCGAUGACUGGAGAAUGAACCAGCUUCAGAAGCAUCUAAGUGCAGCGAAUCAUCCUUACCAUAAAUUUAGUACAGGCAGUUGGCAUACUUUGGCGGUUCGACCAAAAGCAAAAGGAUUGGAUACCAGACAUGAACUUAUUAAAUUCUAUGAAGAAUACUAUUCAGCCAACCUCAUGCAUCUGGUUAUAUACGGAAAAGAGAAACUUGAUAAAAUUCAAGGCCUUGUAGAGGACAAGUUUAAGGAAAUUCGAAAUAUUGACCGAAGUUGCCUUCGUUUUACUGGUGAGCCUUGCACAUCAGAACAUCUGGAGAUUCUUGUCAGAACCGUCCCAAUAAAAGAGGGUCAUAAAUUAAGACUUGCAUGGCCUAUAACUCCAGAAAUUCACCAUUACAAGGAAGGGCCGUGUAGGUAUCUUGGUCACCUUAUCGGCCAUGAAGGAGAAGGAUCUUUAUAUUACAUCUUGAAAACAUUGGGAUGGGCAACAGGUUUGCUGGCUGGUGAAUCAGAUUCUACUUUGGACUUUUCUUUCUUUGAAGUAUAUAUUGAUCUCACCGAUGCAGGCCACGACCACAUGCAAGAUAUAGUAGGCUUGCUUUUCAAAUACGUUUCCCUGUUACAGCAGUCAGGUGUCUGCAAAUGGAUAUUUGAUGAGCUAUCUGCUAUUUGUGAGACAAAGUUUCAUUAUCAGGACAAAAUUGAGCCUAUUAAUUACGUGGUCAGUAUUUCAUCAAAUAUGCAGAAAUAUCCCCCGAAAGACUGGCUGGUAAGAUCAUCAUUGCCUUCUAACUUCAGUCCAGACAUUAUCCAAAUUGUGCUGAACAAGCUUUCUCCAAACAAUGUCCGAAUCUUCUGGGAGUCCAAGAAAUUUGAAGGUGAUACAAACAUGUUUGAGCCCUGGUAUGGAACUGCUUACUGCAUGGAAAAAAUUACGGGCUCCAGAAUUCAGGAAUGGAUAGCAUCUUCUCCAAAUGUGAAUUUACACCUACCAGCACGUAAUGUGUUCAUCCCCACGGACUUGUCUCUUAAGAAUGAGAAUGAGAAGGUCAAAUGUCCAGUUCUGUUAAGAAAGUCACCAUAUGCAACACUAUGGUACAAGCCUGAUACAAUGUUUUUUACUCCUAAAGCAUACGUCAAGAUUGAUUUCAAUUGUCCCCAUGCAAGUGGCUCCCCGGAAGCAGAAGUCCUGACUAGUAUUUUUACUCAUUUGUUAAUGGAUUACUUGAAUGACUAUGCUUAUUAUGCUGAGGUUGCUGGACUGUACUAUGGAAUAUACCACACAGAAAGUGGUUUUCAGGUGACUUUGGUUGGUUAUAAUCACAAAUUGAGGAUUUUACUGGAAACGGUAGUUGAGAAGAUUGCAAGCUUUAAAGUGAAAGCUGACAGGUUCUCUGUGAUCAAGGAAACGGUCACAAAGGAGUACCAAAAUUACAAAUUUGAACAGUCCUAUGAGCAGGCUAUUUACUAUUGCUCAUUAGUUCUACAGGACCAGACUUGGCCAUUGAUGGAACAACUAGAAGUUCUUACUCAUCUUGAAGUUGAAGAUCUUGCUAAUUUUGUUCCAUUGAUGCUCUCAAGGGCCUUCUUAGUGUGUUACACAGCAGGAAACCUUGAAAGUACUGAAGCUGAGUCAAUGAUCCUGCAAGUAGAAUAUGUUUUUUUUAAGGGUUCAAACCCUAUUUGCCAACCUUUAUUCCCAUCCCAACAUUUGACAAAUAGAGUCGUGAAGCUUGAAAAGGGAAAAAACUUUAUCUAUCCUGUGGAAGGCCUUAAUCGAAGUGAUAAGAAUUCUUCCCUUGUCCACUAUAUCCAGGUUCAUCGAGAUGAUUUUAUGCUGAAUGUGAAACUUCAGCUAUUUGUUCUUAUUGCAAAGGAACCAGCCUUUCACCAACUUAGAAUAGUUGAGCAACUUGGUUACAUAACUCGUCUUUUACAGAGGAAUGAUUGUGGUAUCCGUGGACUGCAGUUCAUUAUACAAUCCACAGUGAAGGGUCCAGGACGUAUUGAUUUGAGAGUGGAGGAAUUUCUCAAGACGUUUGAGAGUAAGCUUUAUGAGAUGACAAAUAACGAAUUCAAGAGCAAUGUAAAUACUUUGAUCGAUAUGAAGCUUGAGAAGCACCAGAACUUGAGGGAAGAAGCUGAAUUUUAUUGGAGGGAGAUUUCUGAUGGGACCCUCAAGUUUGCUCGUAAAGAAGCAGAGAUUGCAGCACUGAGGCAGCUUACACAACAAGAGUUGAUUGAGUUUUUCAAUGAGCAUAUAAAAGUUGGGGCACCUCAUAAGAGGACAUUGAGUGUACGAGUAUAUGGGAAUCGUCAUUCAUUUGAGUAUGCAUCAGAUAAAAGAUCCCUAGUGCAACCUUGCACCGUCAAAAUCGAUGAUAUUUUCGCUUUCAGAAGGUCACAGCCUCUUUAUGGUUCAUUCAAGGGAAGCUCCGGUCAUGUGAAGUUGUAGACGAUUCAGGAUACGAUUUCUGGAUUACAAAUGAUAUUUCUUCAUUUCAAGUUUUCAACUUCGACAAAGUUGUAUGAGAAUACUGAUGAUUGUUGACAGCAUCAGAAAGAGAGCUCAAGAAGUUCAUUGACAAUGAAGAAAAAGUUUAGAAGAUUCGACGGUGACAAACGUGGUCCUUGUAUUUUUAGUUUUUUUUUUUUUUCUCACAGAAAAUGGAAACUUGUCCCAUUCAACAAUGUUAUAUUCUUUGUAUUCUAUGUUGAGCUACCAAGAAUUUGUUCUGUAAUAAAGUCAUCCUCAAAUAAGAAACGCAGAUUCUGCCCUUGCAUGUGGCUUACAUAUAUAUUUAUAAAGUCCUCAAUUAAAAGCCAAUUAUUCUUACAA
Rosa chinensis is the source of this 3790-nucleotide messenger RNA. RefSeq names its product insulin-degrading enzyme-like 1, peroxisomal. Gene Ontology annotation, molecular function: metalloendopeptidase activity; metal ion binding. The record is from RefSeq and is a predicted model, not a curated record. Gene Ontology annotation, cellular component: mitochondrion; cytosol. The transcript has 26 exons. NCBI's taxonomy places the organism in Eukaryota, Viridiplantae, Streptophyta, Magnoliopsida, Rosales, Rosaceae. The coding region runs from base 509 to 3406 and encodes 965 amino acids. Gene Ontology annotation, biological process: peptide catabolic process.